CAGCCUCGUGUCGCGCCAGUUGAUCCAUCGCCAACUCCCUUCAACUUUCAACAGACCUAUGCGACGGUCUGAUACUCGAUCCAUACCACUUCUCCCAAGUCUUUACGUGUGCCGGCACCUCUCAAAGAACCCGACUCUACACAAGACUGUACCCCGCUUCGGACGACGACGAGCCCCGAACCGAUCUAAUACCGAAUAG
Podospora bellae-mahoneyi is the source of this 199-nucleotide messenger RNA. RefSeq lists its product as uncharacterized. The transcript is spliced from 2 exons. The record is from RefSeq and is a predicted model, not a curated record. Lineage: Eukaryota; Fungi; Ascomycota; Sordariomycetes; Sordariales; Podosporaceae. The coding region runs from base 59 to 199 and encodes 46 amino acids.